UUCGGGGGCGAUUCGUUUUCGCGGCUGACAACGCGGGGGGAAAUUCAGGGUUAAUUCCACUGAGUUCCCAAGCCGGGGAGAGAGAAGCAGGAAGUGAUCUGAAAUGAGGACGCAAUAACCUAGGGACCUUCCUGUGCCAGCCCCCCUGGGCUCGCCUCGGAGUCACUCCCUGCAGCCUGUGUGGACAGGGGCUGAAUCCCCGUCUGCAGCCCCAGGGCCCCGGAGGGAAUCGCCCUGGCCGGAGCGAUUUGCACCGGCUGUCUGGUCCGCAUGAAGAGGGGAGUGAUGGAGGGCAGGAUCUCCUGCCCUGGCUCCUUAUGCCCAGCUUCCAGGUGGCGGUGACGUUCAAGGAGGUGGCCGUGUGCUUCCGCAAGGAAGAGUGGGGUGACCUGGACGAAGGGCAGAGGCAGCUCUACGUGGCAACUUCCACGAGCAUUAUGAGACUCUGACUUCUCUGGGAUUCCCUGUCCCUGACCUGGCCAUGACCUCCUGGAUGGAGGGAGGGGAAGAGCCGAGGGUCCCGGAUCUCCAGGGCGCGGAGGAAAAGGAGAUCCCGAGAGGUGCCCGCACAGCAGGUGCCGGGACGGUGAGUGAAAACGAAGAGGAGAAUCACCAGCGGGAAGGGCUUAUGGGAGCGAAGCCACAUGGGAUGUCCCAGAGCCUCGAGCAGGGAGAGGCUGUUGAGAGCCAGGGUGGGGCGGAGCUGGGACAGGGGAAGGCCCAGGCUAACUCCGCACCCCAGGCACGGCACAGGCGGGUGGGCCGUGUCAUCUGUGGCGACUGCGGGAAGACCUUUGUGAAGAACUAUGACCUCUUCAAGCACCAGCGGGUCCACACAGGAGAGAAACCUUACAGCUGUCCUGACUGCGGGAGGAGCUUCGCCUUCCACUCCACCCUCAGCAAACACCAGCACAUCCACACCGGCGCCAGGCCCUUCCAGUGCGCCGAGUGUGGGAAGAGCUUCCGGCAGAAAGGCCACCUGACCCGGCACGGCCGCGUCCACGCUGGGUUAAAGCCCUAUGUCUGCGCCCACUGCGGGGCAGCCUACAGCAGCCGCGCCAACCUGCUGCGGCACCAGAGCGGCCACACGGGGGAGCUGCCCUACAAGUGCACGGAGUGCGGCCGGCGCUUUGGGGAGAUCGCCGCCCUGGUGGCACAUCUGGUGGCGCACUCCGGGGAGCGGGCCCACAAGUGCCCCGAGUGCGGGAAGAGCUUCCGGCGCGGCUCGUCGCUGACGGAGCACCGGCGGGUGCACACCGGGGAGAAGCCCCACGUCUGCCCCCAGUGCGGGGAGAGCUUCAUGCGCCGCGCCACCUUCAACGACCACGUGCGCGGCCACUCGGGGGAGCGGCCCAAUGUCUGCGACGUCUGCGGGAAGAGCUUCACCAAGCGGCACUCGCUGCUGCAGCACCAGCGGUCCCACACCGGAGAGAAGCCUCACCAGUGCCCCGACUGCCCCAAGAGCUUCAUCGCCAGCUCCGCUCUGGUGCAGCACCGCCGGAUCCACACCGGCGAGACGCCCUACCGCUGCGAGGAGUGCGGGCGCAGUUUCAGCCAGCGCUCGGUGCUGACCACGCACCGGCGGCUGCACACUGGCGAGCGGCCCUACAAGUGCGGCCAGUGUGGCAAAGGCUUCAGCCAGAGCUCGGCGCUGACCCAGCACCGCCGCACUCACACGGGGGAGUCGCCUUAUGGCUGUGCCCAGUGUGGGCGGAACUUCAGUGGCAUGUCGGCCCUCAAGCGGCACCACCGGACCCACACCGGCGAACGGCCCUUCCGCUGUGGCCAGUGCGGGAAGGGCUUCAAGCAGAGCUCCACGCUGGUCCAGCACACCAGGAUCCACACGCAGGAGAGGCCCUUCUCCUGCACCCAUUGCGGCAAGAGCUUCAGCCAGCGGUCAGCUCUCGCCAAGCACCAGCGGACUCAUGCCAAGGAGAGCGGCGGCUCCCACGAGGCCGUGGGGACGCGGUUCUACAAAGACCCCUUCGUUCAGCCGGGGGAGGGCGGCACCGAGCCCGAGGAGGUGGUGGUGGUGCUCCCGCCGGGGACGUGGGAUUGUGAGAUGCCCCCCCGGGUGAAGGAGGAGCCGGAGGCACCCCUGCAGGUGAAGGAGGAACCGGAGCUGCCUCAGCAUAUUCAUGAUGAGCCCUAUCGGGUUAAACAGGAGCAGCCGGAGCUGCCACAGGAAAUUAAAGAGGAGCCAGCGCCGCCCCUGCAGAUUAAAGAGGAGCCUGCUCUGCUCGAGUCCUGCUUGCAGUUCGGUCAAGCUGGGCAGGAAGUGGUCUCAGACAAGAUGGAUUCCCCGAGCCUCCAGCUGGUGCCACUGAAAGAUCACCUUCCACCCCAGAUAUUCAAGGAGGAGAGCGACGACGAUCAGGAGUCCGUGUCAUCGACCCCCAUGGUCGCCUUCCAGGCGCCGGUGGGGUUCGAGGAGGUGGCCGUGUAUUUCUCCCGGGAGGAGUGGGGGCUCCUGGACGAAGGGCAGAGGCAGCUCUACAGGGACGUCAUGCAGGAGAAUUACCAGACUCUGAUCUCGCUGGGACUCCCUGUCCCAGACUCGGCCGCGAUCUCCUGGAUGGAGCGAGGGGAAGAACCGAGGGUCCUGGAUCUCCAGGGCUCCGAGGAAAGGGAGCUCAUGAGAGGCGCCGGCGCAGGUGCCGGGAGGGAAAACCCCCGACAGGAAGGGCCUGCAGGGGUAGAGCUGCACAGGACGUCCCAGAGCCUAGAGCGGGGAGAGGCAUCCGGUGACAUGGGAUGGCAGCAGGGGAAGCCAUCUCAGCAGGAAAGACCCAAGACCGGUGGUCACCUGCGGGGAAGAGAGGGGCCCAUCAUCUGCGGGGAUUGUGGGAAAAGCUUUGGGAAGAGCUCGGAGUUUGUCAAACACCAGCGCACCCACACGGGCGAGAGGCCCUACCAGUGCCUUGACUGUAAGAGGAGCUUUGCCAUCCGCUCCAACCUCCUCCGCCACCAGCGCAUCCACACCGGCGCCAGGCCUUACCCAUGUGCCGAGUGCGGGAAGAGCUUCCGCCACAAGGAGCACCUGACCCGCCACAGCCACGUCCACGCCGGGUUGAAGCCCUACGUCUGCGCUCACUGCGGGGCAGCCUACAGCAGUCGCACCAACCUGCUGCGGCACCAGAGCGGCCACACAGGGGAGCUGCCAUACAAGUGCACAGAGUGCGGCCGGCGCUUCAGGGAGAUCGCCGCCCUGGUGGCGCAUCUGGUGGUGCACUCCGGGGAGCGGGCCCACAAGUGCCCCGAGUGCGGGAAGAGCUUCCGGCGCGGCUCGUCGCUGACAGAGCACCGGCGGGUGCACACCGGGGAGAAGCCCCACGUCUGCUCCCAGUGCGGGAAGGGGUUCAUGCGGCGCUCCAUCCUCAAUGGGCACUGGCGCACCCACACUGGCGAGCGGCCCAAUGCCUGCGGGGAGUGCGGCAAAGGGUUCACCCAGCGGUCGUCCCUGCUGCAACACCAGCGCACCCACCGGGGCGAAAGACCCUACCCGUGUCCCCAGUGUGGGAAGAGCUUCAGCCAGAGAUCGGCGCUGACCACCCACCGGCGGCUGCACACCGGGGAGCGGCCCUUCCACUGUGCCCAGUGCGGGAAGAGCUUCAACCAGAGCUCGGCGCUGAUCCAGCACCACCGCACCCACACCGGCGAGACCCCGCACCGCUGUGGGGACUGUGGGAAGGGCUUCGGGGACCGCUCGGCCCUCAAGCGGCACCGGCGCACCCACACGGGCGAGCGGCCCUACUGCUGCACCCAGUGCAACAAGAGCUUCAAGCAGAGCUCGGCGCUGACGCAGCACAUUCGCAUCCACACCGGGGAGCGGCCCUACGUCUGCCCCCUCUGCGGGAGGGGAUUCUCUCAGGGCUCGGCUCUGGCGCAGCACCAGAGGACUCAUGCCAAGGAGAGGGGCCCAUCGGACGUGCCUACUGCCAGCCGCCUGUACAGGGAUCCCUUCAUCCGACCAGGCGAUGUGGAGGAGGGGCAGCAGGGCUGCCCCUGGGGACACGGUGCACCCAGCCAGGCUGAAAGAGAAGCUGCAGUGAUAGAAUCAUAGAAAUGUAGGACUCGAAGAGACCUCACGAGGUCAUCAAUUCCAGGCUCCUGCGCUGAGACAGGGCCAGGUAACCCUAUCCCUGGCAGGUGUUUGUCCCACCUGUUCUUAAAAACCUCCAGUGACGGGGAUUCCACAACCUCUCUCGGGAGCCUAUUGCAGAGCUUAACUACCCUUAAAAUUAGAAAGUUUUUCCUAAUAUCUAACCUAACUCUCCCUUGCUGCAGAUCAAGCCCAUUACUCUUUGUCCUUCCUUCAGUGGACAGGGAGAACAAAUGAUCUUCAUCCUCUUUAUAACAACCCUUAACAUAUUUAAAGGCUGUUAUCAGGUCCCCUCUUAGUCUUCUUUUCUCUAGACUUAACAUGCCCAGUUUCUUAAGAGUUCUUCUAGGUCAGGUUUCCAAAACCUUAUAUCAUUUUUGUUGCUGUUCUCUAAACUCUCUAUAAUUUAUUCACAUCUUUCUGUGGAGUCCAGGAUUUGACACGGUUCUCCAGCUAAGGCCUCACUAGUGCCGAAUGGAACAGGACAAUUAUCUCCUGGGUCUUAUGUAAGUCACUCCUGUGAAUCCACCCCAGAAUGAUACUAACCAACCAUUUUUGGUUAUCUUUAUUGGUUAGCACUCAUCUUUAUUGAAUUUUAUUGAUGCAGGUGGGCAGGGUGAAGGGCUAGAGGCUGCAUUUGGGCAUCAUGGGGAACAGGAGGACGCAUUUUGAGUCAUUUCUACCAGGAAUCCCGUCCUUGCUGGGGGCAUGUCCCCCUCCCAUACCCCUCUCCCAGCAAGGAUCAUUAACCCCCACAGGCUCAGCCUGUCCCGUAAGGUCUGUGCCCAUCCCAUGGGGGCCCCGUCCUUCACUCUCCUGGAUCUCCCCAGAUCUAAUCAUCCUCUGCUCCUUCCCCUCUCCUGGGGCCAAAGUCAGGGGUUCGCAGACUGAUCCAAAGCCCAUUGAAGUCAGUGGGAAGACUCCCAUGGGCUUUAGGUCAGCUCAUUAAUUUCUCUGAGUCAUAAUUCAGAUUAUGAGCUCUUUGGGACAGGGACUGUCUCUCACUGUGUGUCUGUGCAGCGCCUGGCGCAAUUCAUUUAUUUAUAGAUUCAUUGAUUCCAGUGCCAGAAAGGACCACUGUGAUAAUCUAGUCUGGCCUCCCAUA
Messenger RNA from Mauremys reevesii (Reeves's turtle), 5207 nucleotides. RefSeq names its product zinc finger protein 184-like. Bases 482 to 4063 code for a protein of 1193 amino acids. Lineage: Eukaryota; Metazoa; Chordata; Testudines; Geoemydidae. The record is from RefSeq and is a predicted model, not a curated record. The transcript has 10 exons. Gene Ontology annotation, biological process: regulation of DNA-templated transcription.